Fukomys damarensis (Damara mole-rat) is the source of this 3176-nucleotide messenger RNA. It is a transcript of the gene Chsy3, whose product is annotated as chondroitin sulfate synthase 3. The record is from RefSeq and is a predicted model, not a curated record. Gene Ontology annotation, molecular function: glucuronosyl-N-acetylgalactosaminyl-proteoglycan 4-beta-N-acetylgalactosaminyltransferase activity. Lineage: Eukaryota; Metazoa; Chordata; Mammalia; Rodentia; Bathyergidae. Gene Ontology annotation, cellular component: Golgi cisterna membrane. The annotation marks the transcript as partial. The transcript is spliced from 3 exons.
CGCUUCAUCCCCGGCCGCGUGGAGUUCUUUUCCAGUCAGCAGACCCCCAACGCCGGGCCGGGCCAGCCCCCGCCUCCCGUGCCCGUCGUCGCGCUGCCGGGGGUGGAUGACUCCUACCCUCCGCAGAAAAAAUCCUUCAUGAUGAUCAAGUAUAUGCACGACCAUUACCUGGACAAGUACGAGUGGUUCAUGCGCGCCGACGACGAUGUCUACAUCAAAGGUGAUAAGUUAGAAGAGUUCCUUAGGUCCCUGAACAGCAGCGAGCCUCUGUACCUGGGGCAGACCGGCCUGGGAAACAUUGAGGAACUGGGGAAACUGGGACUGGAACCCGGAGAGAACUUCUGCAUGGGGGGACCCGGCAUGAUCUUCAGUCGAGAGGUUCUCAGGAGGAUGGUGCCGCAUAUCGGCGAAUGCCUCCGAGAGAUGUACACGGCUCACGAGGACGUGGAGGUGGGACGCUGCGUUCGCCGUUUUGGUGGGACUCAGUGCGUCUGGUCUUACGAGAUGCAACAACUGUUUCAUGAAAACUACGAACAUAGCCGGAAGGGUUACAUCCAAGACCUUCACAACAGCAAGAUCCACGCAGCCAUAACACUGCAUCCUAACAAAAGGCCCGCAUACCAAUACAGGCUGCAUAAUUACAUGCUCAGUCGCAAAAUCUCUGAACUUCGCUACCGCACCAUCCAGCUCCACAGGGAAAGCGCUCUGAUGAGCAGGCUCAGUAACAGUGAAGUGAGUAAAGAGGACCAGCAGCUUGGGGCAGUGCCGUCUUUCAAUCAUUUCCAGCCCCGGGAGAGAAACGACGUGAUAGAAUGGGAGUUCAUGACAGGGAAGCUCCUGUACUCAGCCGCUGAGAACCAGCCUCCUCGACAGAGUGUCAGCAGCGUUCUCAGGACAGCACUGGAUGACAUUGUCCUGCAGGUGAUGGAGAUGAUCAAUGAGAAUGCCAAGAGUCGAGGAAGGCUCAUUGACUUCAAGGAAAUCCAAUAUGGCUAUCGCAGGGUGGAUCCCCUGUAUGGGGUGGAGUACAUUUUGGAUUUACUACUCCUAUACAAGAGGCACAAAGGAAGGAAACUGACCGUGCCUGUGAGACGUCACGCCUAUCUGCAGCAGUUGUUCAGCAAGCCUUUCUUCAGAGAAAUGGAAGAGCUUGAUGUCAGCAGUCUUGUGGAGAGUAUUAACGGGGAUGCUCAGUCAUUCUCCUUUGUAUCCAAUUCCUUAAAGAUACUAUCUUCUCUUCAAGCGUCCAGAGAAAUGGGAGGACUUAAUGAAAAGAAAAUACAUAUUCUUGUCCCCCUCAUUGGAAGGUAUGACAUCUUCUUGAGAUUUAUGGAGAACUUUGAAAACACAUGUCUUAUCCCAAAGCAGAAUGUAAAGUUGGUCAUCAUUCUUUUCAGCAGGGAUUCUGGCCAAGAUUCAAACAAACACACUGAGCUGAUAAAAGAAUAUCAAAACAAAUACCCUACUGCAGAAAUGAACCUGAUUCCUAUGAAAGGCGAGUUUUCCAGAGGUCUUGGUCUUGAAAUGGCUUCUUCUCAAUUUGACAAUGAUACUUUGCUGCUAUUUUGUGAUGUUGACUUGAUCUUUAGAGGAGAUUUUCUCCAACGAUGUAGAGAUAAUACAUUUCAGGGACAACAAGUGUACUAUCCCAUCAUCUUUAGCCAGUAUGACCCAAAGGUAACCAAUGGGGGAAAUCUUCCCACUGAUGAUGACUUUGUGUUCUCAAAGAAGACUGGAUUUUGGAGAGACUAUGGCUAUGGAAUCACUUGUAUUUACAAGAGUGAUCUUCUGAGUGCAGGUGGAUUCGAUACCUCAAUACAAGGCUGGGGACUGGAAGACGUAGAUCUGUACAAUAAAGUUAUUCGAUCUGGCUUAAGGCCUUUCAGAAGUCAAGAAGUAGGAGUGGUGCAUAUUUUCCAUCCAGUUCAUUGUGAUCCGAACUUGGACCCUAAGCAAUACAAAAUGUGCUUAGGAUCUAAAGCAAGUACUUUUGCUUCAACCAUGCAACUGGCUGAACUCUGGUUAGAAAAACAUUUGGGUGUCAGGUACAAUCGAACUCUCUCCUGACAGUCAAGGCAACAAGUAUUGCCUUUUUCAAGGGGAGUUUACCUCAUUGUUUAUUGUUAUUUUUAUUUUGUUAUUGUUAUUAUUAUUGUUAUAAUUUUAUUUUGUUGUCACGGUCUUAAACUACUCGGCUGUCUUCCAAAGGGUGUUUUUUGAACUCAAGUAAGAAGAGUCUGCCGUUCACUGAUGUUUCAGAGUUCUACUGAAGUCAAUAUGUAUAUUACUUCUACAUAUCUUUAUUUGAGAUUGAGUUAAAUCAUGGCAAUCAAGUGACUUCUGAAGCUCAUUCAUCACAAGAGACAGCUUAGAAGAAUGUUCUCUUAGGGCUUAAAGAUGCAAUAUUGACUUUUGUUUUGUUUGUCAAAUUCAAUGUGAUACAAAUAUUUACUGGUGAAAGGUACCACAAAAGUGCUUUAUGCUUCCUAUGGGGAAGGGACUCUGUAAUAUAAACUUGAGUUUUGUAAUUUAUACAAGGACUUAAAUAUAUAGUAAUUUUCUUCAUCUUUAGAAUUUUUAAAGUAAAUGAACACCUAUGAUUGUAUGUUUAUUUUUUAAAGAAAAAAGUUUUAAAAAUUGAGGAGUUUUGUUCCACAAGCAACCGGUACUGGCUACCCUGGUCUUACAACAUUACGAACUCCCUCGACCUGCUAUAAAUGCGAAUGAACUUUAUUUUCUCAAGGAAAUAUGAUUUAAUUAAAUAUUCGUGUACAUUUUAGAAGCUUUAUGAAACAAUGUCCUUCAUUUGCUGGCAAGAAGAUAAAAUAUGACAGAACCUGUUUAUUUAUAAUAAAACACAGGUAUAGCAGUAUUCUUUGUCAAAAGCACUGAAAAAGUUUUGCCAUUCUCUUUUUGUUCUAUUUGAUGUAUUUCUUAAGGCUAUCCAUAUUUACUGAAACAUGUUUGUUGCAUGGGCUGAAAAUGAUAAGAAGAGAUUACGAGUAUGUUCUCUGUAUGCCUUUUCUCCAGAGCCUUCAUAAGUCAUUAACAUGCAGUCCCUUUAUUCAAUCAUCAACAAGCUGAAGGUAACAUUCUUCCUUGGUCUCCUCAGUGCCAAGAUCAAGUGGACCCAAGACGAGUCCAGAAACUAGCUUUGAUAUGGUAGGAGUUAUCCG